Podarcis muralis (Common wall lizard) is the source of this 2157-nucleotide messenger RNA. It is a transcript of the gene BSG, whose product is annotated as basigin (Ok blood group). Lineage: Eukaryota; Metazoa; Chordata; Lepidosauria; Squamata; Lacertidae. Gene Ontology annotation, molecular function: cell-cell adhesion mediator activity. Gene Ontology annotation, biological process: dendrite self-avoidance; axon guidance; homophilic cell-cell adhesion. Gene Ontology annotation, cellular component: plasma membrane; axon. The record is from RefSeq and is a predicted model, not a curated record.
GGCCGCCGCUCUCUCCCGCCCACUCCCGCCGGCCUCUCGCUCCCCUCAGGCGAGCUGAGGAGGAGACCGAGGGCAUAAAGCGGGGCGGGAAGCAGCGGCGCCGCCGAGAGAGGAGAAGCGGCCAUGGGCGCCUGGGUUGCUGCGGUGCUGGUGUCGGGCGCGCUGCUGUGUGCUGUCGGGGGCGCCUUCGGGGCAGCUGGCUUCAUAAAGUCGCCGCUGUCUCAAAAGAAGCUGACGGAGGACAGUGUGGAGCUGCACUGCGAGGCUGUCGGUAGCCCCAUCCCCGAGAUCCAGUGGUGGUUCGAGGGGGCCGAGCCCAACGAGACAGCCGUCCAGCUGUGGGACGGGGCCUGGCAGGACCGGGUCAAAAUCAACGCCACCUACAAGCAGCACUCCACCAGCGCCAUCUACGUCACCAACCUCACGCUCAACGACUCGGGCACCUACGAGUGCCGGGCCAGCAACGACCCCGACCGCAACCACUUGUCGAAGAGCCCCAAAGUCAAGUGGAUCCGUUCCCAGGCGAACGUGAUUGUCAUUGAGCGGGCCAAAAUCUCAGCCACUCCCGAGGUGACUGCCGGCUCGAACGUGAUCAUUUCCUGCAACAUCACCGAACCGCCAACCGCCGUCAAAGGCCACUACUGGGAGAAGGGGGGAACGAGGCUUGAUACGAAUGAGACUUCACCAGAAUUUACCUCAUACCUAAUCCCAAAAGUGGACCACGACACCUCAGGGGAGUACCACUGCAUCUUCGAAACUGUUCCCCUUUCCAAAGCAACUGUGUACGUGAAAGUGAAGCCACACGUGUAUGCCUACAAGAAGACAGAGCAUGGGAACGAGGGAGACACAGGCAUGCUGGUCUGCAAGAGCUCCUCGUACCCUCCUGUUACCCAGUGGAGUUGGUUCAGGGUGGUCGGAGAUGUUUCCCAGCCUGUCGUCAACGGCUCUGAGGACCGGUUCUUCAUCAAGUCUGAUGGUAACAAGACAGAGCUGCGCAUCCUCUCCCUGCACCUCGAGAAGGACCCGGGCGACUACAUGUGCAACGGCACCAACGAGAAGGGCGAUGGGAAUGCUGUGAUUAGCUUGCGGGUGCGCAGCCGCCUGGCAGCUCUGUGGCCCUUCCUUGGGAUCGUGGCCGAAGUGCUGGUCCUCGUCACUAUCAUCUUCAUCUACGAGAAGAGGAGGCUGCCCAACCAGGUCCCUGACGAUGACGAUGGAGGGUCUGCACCACUGAAGAGCAAUGCCACAAAUUAUAAGGACAAGAAUGUGCGCCAGAGGAACGCAAAUUAAGCAGAUGGCAAGGUGACAUGUCAGCUGAGGUGUUCCUUCCAAUCUCGUCCCAUGCCAUAGCACCAAGAAUAUCAUAGCGCCCCCUCGCAAAGAUCAAUUCACUACACGUUUUAAGAGAAACAAAAUCGUAGAGUAAAAUCUUCCUCUUCUUUUCUUUCUUUUUUUAACGAAAAAACCCCAUUCUUUUUUUUUUUUUUUACCUAUACAUUAGCACAUCCCUUUUUAAUUUUUAUUCCUUCAAUGUAGUUCUCAAAAUUUGAGCCUCGGGCGUUGCGGGGGUCAAGACAGGAGGCGUUUUUUGGGAAGGGAAGUUUGAAGGGUGAGCAUAGAUCUGUCCGCUUUCCCCGCAGCCCCAAGUUGGAGACUUUUUCCCCUGGCAGCAAAUCACACAGCAAGCCGAUCAAAGCCACGCUUCACGAUACAGUAGAGCAGGGCAUCUCUCUCCCUCUCCCCCUUCCUGAAAUGACCCUCAGCUUUGGGGAGGACACCAGACGACCAGCUGCUGGUUUGGCCGGAGAAUGCAAAAAGGCAAAAGGUUUCGCCUCCUUUUCCACCUCGGCGGCUUCUGUUAGGUCAGAAAAUAGCCAGCUUGAGCCCCCACUGCCUUUUCUAAGACCCAUAGGGAAGCCUCGCAAGAAACGUGCAACUGCUGAAACCACGCGUGGUCUCCUAUAGCUUCCCUACCCUCUGCCCCACACGGCCACCAGCAAUGGGUACCACUGCCACAACGAUCCUCCCUUUUUCCAGCACCGUGGCUUCUCUAAACACCACAUCCUUUUUUCUUUUGGCCCCCUUUUUUGGGCCCUUGUAGCUUUCUCUGCAGUGACCCGUUUCAACACUACAAAAAAAAAACAAAACAGAAACAAA